Messenger RNA from Armigeres subalbatus, 2000 nucleotides. Its product is annotated as zinc finger imprinted 3-like. The transcript has 4 exons. Gene Ontology annotation, molecular function: DNA-binding transcription factor activity, RNA polymerase II-specific; RNA polymerase II cis-regulatory region sequence-specific DNA binding; zinc ion binding. Gene Ontology annotation, cellular component: nucleus. The record is from RefSeq and is a predicted model, not a curated record. NCBI's taxonomy places the organism in Eukaryota, Metazoa, Arthropoda, Insecta, Diptera, Culicidae. The coding region runs from base 135 to 1958 and encodes 607 amino acids. Gene Ontology annotation, biological process: regulation of DNA-templated transcription.
CAUUAUGUACACUCUGGUUUACCAACAAAACAAAAGAGACAAAGAAAUUUUUUAAAUAUUUGUUUGGCGAAAUAUUUAUUAAUUUUGGUUUAAUUUGCUUCUAGUGCGUUGUUACUAAGAAAAUAAAACCCAAAAUGUCCAGACUGCAGGCAGGCUAUGCUCUGGACAUGGAUGUGGACAAUGUGUGCCGCAUUUGCUUGUCGCAAACUGACGCCAGCGAAAGACUGUUUCACAUAUUUUCAUCAGCAAUCGUGGACGGAUUCCUGGUGGCCAUUCCGGAAGUUUUGGAGUUCUGUGUUAAUCUGACGGUAACCGAAUCCGAUCGAAUGCCCUGUAAGAUCUGCCAGAAGUGUAAGGGGCAGUUGCUGGGAUUUUAUUUGUUCAAACAAAAAUGCCAGCGAACGGAUAAAGUUCUACAGGAAGCUUUCGGUUCAAUGCAAAAACAAAAAAGUUCUAAUCGAACUUUUGAGAAUGAGAAAUCUGACGAUGAUAAUGCGAUUGAUUUAGAAAUACUUGAAACUCAAACAAACGGAGACGAGGAUGAAGUUGAAGUGGAACCAGUAUCAGAGUUCAUGGAUGUUCCAAUGUCGGACCCCCCUGAAUUCCAGUGUCAUCUAUGUGAUCAAAUAUUCAGAACUGAAGAGGAUCUCAAGGAACAUACGGUGGAUCAUUGCACAUUGAUCUCUGAUCAGGACCAGUACACUUCGAUGGGUGAGGAACAAUUACAAGGAUAUACAAGCGAAGUAGAUCAUGAAAGCGUUGAAGUAAAGAUGGAUUAUAAAAUACCCAGUGAAUCCAACGUUCUUGAAGCAGCUGAUGAAGAUAGAGUUUGCUACUUAGAAGAUGCAAAGAUGGUGGAAGAAAUGCCGAUAGAACGAUUCCCAAGCGAUCAAAGUGAUAGUAUUUCUCACAUAAGAGAGGAAGACGAUGAGAGUCUUACAAACAACGUAAAAGCGAAUGAGGAAACCGAUGAAACCAAGUCAAUUAAUGGCGUGAAAAUUGUCAACACAAAUGUGGCUUCGCUUGAACAACUAUGUUGUAAUAUCUGCGGGAAAAUAGUGAAAGGGCAAUCGCGGUAUUAUAAACAUCUACAAACUCAUGAUAUUCAUACAAACGUAACGGAAUUUCUAACGUAUCAUAUCUGCAGUAUUUGCUUGAAAGUAUAUUUAGACGAAAAUGAAUUAUCAAUUCACACAAAUGCAGAAAGUCAUGACUCAAAAACUAUUCCAACAGACAGCGAUACACCUUACACUUGUGGGAUAUGUUCGGCAGAAUACACCCGAAUUGACCACGCUAAGCAGCAUAUGCUGUCGCAUCUAACGUCAUUUGCAUGCCCUUUUCCCGGUUGUGGGUGCGAGUAUAGCUCCGCAGCCCGGCUGGGAUUACACAUAUCAGGCAAGCACAUAGAGUAUGAAACGCAUCAAUGUCGGUACUGUGGAGCAAAUUCAUUCGAAUCGAUGGCCGAGCUGCAGCAGCAUUUGAGAGUUAAAUGCAAUGGAAAAAAGUUCCCUUGCCAUCACUGUGAUAAAAAGUUCUUAUCCUCAAGAUCUCUCGCGCAUCACUUGAAAUGUCUGGAGAAGAAACAUCGCUGCGCAGAAUGUGGCAAAACAUUCGCUCAACAUGGUGAGCUCAAGCUACACGAACGGAUGCACAAUGGCGAACGGCCAUUCAAAUGUACGGUUUGUGGCAAAAGCUAUAAAACAGCGUCGCUUCGGACGGCCCAUAUGGAUUCGCACAUUGAAGGAAAAACGUUUCAGUGCCAACUUUGCGGAAAACAGUUACAAACCCGCACCUGUUAUCGUAACCAUAUCAAACGACAUUCGGAGGAAAGAAAGUACGAAUGUGAUGUGUGUUCGAAAAAGUUCUAUACCAAGUACAAUGUGAAGAUUCACAAACAGAAGGUGCAUAAAUUAAUAGAUGGUAGCACAAGUGUUGUGCUAGAGACGUGCGACGAAUAAUUUUAUGGUUUUCCACCAAAUAAAACAAAAUCAAAUAGGGAA